AUGAAGAGUGGACUAGUUCUGGGCUCCAGACUUAUCGCAGAGGAGAUAGAGGGUCCUGUUGUGGGGUUCAGAGAUGGACGAGCCCCCCCCCCGCGAGAGAGGACUUCAGAAGCACCGUGGAUCAGCGCCUAUCUGAAACCAGCGAGUGUUUGGAGAAACGCACUGAGAGCGCCUCUGCGUAAUGAGCGGUUGUCACAACAGCUCAGGAGGUGUCCCCUGCGGCCAAAUGACGCCCUGUCAGUCGCCGCCAAAGAGCCGCCCUGGCAACCUGUAAUUCCCCUCGCAGUGCAUGCUUCCUGCCCCGCGCUAAAUGCCAGGUCUGAAGGAAGGGCCCUGGCCCCGGGCCUGGGCCGAGUCUCUCAGACGUUGGAGGUAAAUAAAGGCUUUGUGGACACGUCGCUGACCUCCGCAGAGCGUCUGUCUCUCCAUCGCCUCAUUGUGGGAGGAGUGCAGUAG
Knipowitschia caucasica is the source of this 456-nucleotide messenger RNA. The record is from the annotation of a GenBank genome assembly. Lineage: Eukaryota; Metazoa; Chordata; Actinopteri; Gobiiformes; Gobiidae.